AAUAAUAAUAAUAAUAAUAAUAAUAAUAAUAAUAAUAAUAAUAAUAAUAAUAAUAAUAAUAAUAAUAAUAAUAAUAAUAAUAAUAAUAAUAAUAAUAAUACUAAUAAUAAUAAUAAUAAUAAUAAUAAUAAUAAUACUAAUAAUAAUAAUAAUAAUAAUAAUAAUAAUAAUAAUACUAAUAAUAAUAAUAAUAAUAAUAAUAAUAAUAAUAAUAAUAAUAAUAAUAAUAAUAAUAAUAAUAAUAAUAAUAAUAAUAAUAAUAAUAAUAAUAAUAAUAAUAAUAAUAAUAAUAAAAAUAAUUCUAAUAAAAAUAAUAAUAAUAAUAAUACUAAUAAUAAUAAUAAUAAUAAUAAUAAUAAUAAUAAUAAUAAUAAUAAUACUAAUAAUAAUAAUAAUAAUAAUAAUAAUAAUAAUACUAAUAAUAAUAAUAAUAAUAAUAAUAAUAAUAAUAAUAAUAAUAAUAAUAAUAAUAAUAAUAAUAAUAAUAAUAAUAAUAAUACUAAUAAUAAUAAUAAUAAUAAUAAUAAUAAUAAUAAUAAUAAUAAUAAUAAUAAUAAUAAUAAUAAUAAUAAUAAUAAUAAUAAUAAUAAUAAUAAUAAUAAUAAUAAUAAUAAUAAUAAUAAUAAUAAUAAUAAUAAUAAUGAUGAUGAUAAUAAUAAUAAUAAUAAUCAUAAUAAUAAUAAUAAUAAUAAUAAUAAUAAUAAUAAUAAUAAUAAUAAUAAUAAUAAUAAUAAUAAUAAUAAUAAUAAUAAUAAUAAUAACAAUAAUAAUAAUAAUAAUAAUAAUAAUAAUAAUAAUAAUAAUAAUAAUAAUAAUAAUAAUAAUAAUAAUAAUAAUAAUAAUAAUAAUAAUAAUAAUAAUAAUAAUAAUAAUAAUAAUAAUAAUAAUAAUAAUAAUAAUAAUAAU
Messenger RNA from Malaya genurostris, 906 nucleotides. RefSeq names its product probable serine/threonine-protein kinase clkA. The transcript has a single exon. NCBI's taxonomy places the organism in Eukaryota, Metazoa, Arthropoda, Insecta, Diptera, Culicidae. The record is from RefSeq and is a predicted model, not a curated record. The annotation marks the transcript as partial.